UGUGAGUUGUGACCGAUUUGUGAACAUGAUAUGGUGCUUUUUUUAUUGUGCUCUGCUGUAGUUUAUACCGGAAUCAUACGGAUGACGCCAGGAGGAUAAUUAGGGCAAAGGAUCAGAAGCGCGUUGUACGUUUAUUGCGGGCGAUACGAUACGAGCAACUAGAAGAAAGCAAUGAUUGUUUAGUGAUAAGAGCCAUCGGAAAAAUCGAAACAAAACGGUGUUCCGUUGGAACGAACGAAACACGUAACUGUGCCAAUAAAAUUGAUAAAGCAAAAGUGAUGAGCCAACUCACCGAAAACAAACAGAGAGUGCCUACGUGAGAGAGAGAUAACGCAGAUAAAACAGAGCGCGCGAAUAAAAUUUGUUAGGAAUAUUUAAGUACAGAGAUAAAAAAUGAACCAUGAUGAUACAAAGGAAGUUGCCUAUAUUAAAUCAAACCAAUUGUGUCUAAUCAAAACGCGCGCCAUUACCGUGCGGAACGCAACUGGCAGAGUAAAAGAGAGAUGCCGAUUGGAACGUAAAACCAAAGCCCAUAUGAAACAAACAAUCUAUUCAAUGAAGCAUCACAUGUGAAACUUCAAUCUACUUUUAAAAGUUUUCUUAUAAAUUAAUUUAAACUAUAUUUAUGUAUUUAUAGUAAACCUAAUUUAUUUAUUUAUUUAACUUAUUCAAAACCCUCAAAUCGGAUCGUUCAGUAAAACUUCAUCGCACGUUCGAGUCAGUAAAAUUAAAAUUCUAAAAACCCACUAAUUUAUUUCAUCAACCAAAAAACAAAGUCAUUAAAUUUACGAAGCAAGAAAAAAUCGAUUGUUUAACAGUUCUGAAAGCAAAACCAAACUAAACAAACAACAGCAAAGUACAAAUUAAGCACUAAAAGAAUCCAUUUACACAAACAAAUUUAAACGAAAAAAAAAAAACAAGACAGAGAAAAAAAGAAAAAAAAAUCUAUUUGUAGUCCGAGCUAGCUAGCUGACAAUAAGUCGAUUGAACCGAAAACCGUUGCAAAACAAAGGCACAAAUUUUCUCGCCGGCAGUAUUACUUUCGUUUUCACUCAUAAACAAAACACAAAAACAAACACAAAACAAGCAAGUACAAAACAAAUCAGUAACAAAGAAGAUAGCAAAAAACUAAACAAAACAAAGUAAUAGUCUCUAACCGAAAAACAAACAAAACAAAAAUAGUGAAAAUCAACCACAAAUCGUGAAAGUGUUCAAAUUUUGAUCUUAAGUGACAAUGUUACCUUCACCGAGGGAGAAAGAGAGCAAGCGAGCAGCGAGCUGGCGGUGAUUUAUUUUUGAUACGAGAGUGACAGAACAAACAGAACGCAGAACCAUAUUUACCCCCUGACGUGAAACCGCAGGAAAAAAAUUGCGCAAAUCAGUCGGCACCGACGGGAGGUGCCGCAGUAGUGAAAAACAAAUAUAUACCUACUAUCAAACAGAAUCUUAGUAAAGAAAAACAAAAACAGAUAAACUAAAUAGAACAACUACGGUGUUUUGUUAAUCGUGUUCAGAUAUCUACCUCUCUCAGGAAGGGAAGAGCAAACCAAAACCAAAAUAAAAACCCAGUGAGCUUUGAACGAAUCCAGUGUUGAACUUUGUACUACCUAGUUCGGUUUUCGAUUGUAUUUUUUCGGAAGAUUUCGGUUUCUCUAGUCUUGAACUUGAACGUACUGUGAGUGCACUAGGCGAGCGCGAUUGGUCGAACAAUAGUGAACGAACAACUGUGACUUUGUGUGUGUGUACUAGCUAAACAAAACGUAAGAUGUAGUAUGACAUCGAUGAUGAGUGCUAGCACUGCGGAGGAAACUACGGAUCAUAGUUUACCUUCGUUUGCCUCAUUCACCGCCGAGCUGGAGCCCUCAUGGGACUACUACGACCGUCAGGAGCGCUCAAACGGUUCCGCUAACGGAGGUGAUGUAAUUUCGUCCCAGACAAGCAAUAGUAGCUAUACAAGACCUUGGGAGAUGGAUACCAAGGAUCAACGCGCGACCAUCAGUAAUGGAAGCGGUGGUGGAGGUGGAUUUGAACCGUUUCCGAAGCUACCGUCCUUCCAGAGUCAAUUUCACGGAUACUCGGAGACGGCCAUGGCAACGGAUCCCAGUUUGCCCCAAGUUACGGCCGUCCCAGUGCCAAUUUCUCCGAGCUCCGCAUCACCAAAUACGGGUGGUUCGCUAACUCAGUUAACGCAGCUCACACCGACUCCACUGACACCACUACAGGGUGGUCUCACGCCAAUCGGAGGCUCCAGUUUCCACACGCUCAGUGCUGUGAAUCCUCGUCCGUACCCUAUAGUACCUGCCCCUAUUCAGGCCCGUGAUAUACAAACCAUUAACCAGCAGUACAUUGAUGAGCGCCACAUACAGCUGUACCAGCCGAUCUCUAGCUUUCAACCGCAAUCCAUUCCCACCGUAACGGUCAUCAAGAACGAAGUGGUUGACUUCGACUUAGGUCCGUUGAAGAACGGAACCCUUCAUCAUAGCAAUUUCCAGAACCCACUGCUGGACAAUACCAUCUUUUCGCACAAUGGAGCCCAUGCUCAGACACCGCCUCAGUCCCAUCCGCAACACCAUCAUCACCAACCAUCGCAGCAUCAUUUGCAUCAAUCUCAGCACAAUCUGGUGACUCCAGCGAUUCAGGAGCACCACAUCACCAACAACAGCAAGCUCUCCAGUUCCUCGGCGAACCUGGACAGCAGUACUCACACGUCAGCGCAGAUAACGCGGAUCGCUGACAAUCGGAAAAAGGAACGGCGGAAAAUGCGGGCCCCCUCGCUCGAGUCCAGUGCCGAGUCCGAGGGAAGUGCAAUGGAAAUUGGCGAAAGUGGCAAUCCGGGACAGGUGGCGGCUAUCUCCAGUACCGCCAACUUCAAGAGUCCCAUGCAUACCAUGAGCAUGGACACCGACGACGGUGGCCUACCGGGUGAGAAGCAGACAAAGAAAAAGCGCAAGCGUUGCGGUGAGUGUAUUGGCUGCUCGCGCAAGGAUAACUGCGGCGAUUGUGCGCCCUGUCGGAACGACAAGAGCCACCAGAUCUGCAAAACCCGACGCUGCGAAAAACUGACGGAGAAAAAGAUUCUCUACGGUCCCGACGGCCAGCUACUGAAGCCCGAAUCGAAGCGUGGCCGCGGUAAGGGUCGAUCGUCCAAAGCAGACAAAGCAGCCGCCGCCGCCAGCAACAAUGGAGGUGCCACCACUGAUGCCAACGGAGCGGUCGUGACGUACGACGCGAACGGACAACCUGUGCCUGGAAAACGUGGCCGCGGUAGAGCACGCGGUAGUGGGGUGAGUUUGAAAAAGAAAGCAUCCUUACUCGGUUCACAAACAACAUCUAGUGGACGCGGUCGCAAGGCGUUGAGUCUUGGUGCAACACCGAAGAAUCUUCCACAGCAGAACACAUCGGCCAGUCCGGCACCGGCUUCGUUGCCGCAUCCGUCACCGAAUACUACCACAACCGGAGCAGCCGGCCCCGUCGGUAAUGUUGUCCAAUCGAGCCAACUGGUGACCGUAUCCGGGGCCCAGACAGGUGUCGUGCAGAAUACGCUGCUGGCCAAUAACAACCAAGCCAGCGCACCGCCCCAGCAGGCACUGCAGCAACAGCAACAACAGCAGCAGCAGCAGCAACAACAACAGACGGUUUUGCCGCAACAGCAGCAGCACCACCAUCAACAGCAAGUGCCAACCGGGGUAAUCAAAGCCGAAGUAAUGAAGGAUCAACCGCAGCAACCGAUGGCACCAAUGGCGUUCUACCCGACCUGGCAAGCUGAUCCGUCACAGGGUUGGCAAAAUCAAUUCAUCCAGCAAAUACCGCAGAACACUCCCGCUAUCACACCGCUAAAUUCGCUCGAAUUCCAGCCACAGGGUUAUGCCGCCUAUCAACCGAACGGUUAUGUCCAAACAGCCGGUAUUGGUUUUGAUCCCAAUUACGGUCGGACGUACGCCGCGCCACCAACCGUACAGCGCUACGAAUUCCAGACCAACCAGAUCACGCCCAUUAAUCAAGUAUCGCUGCAGAGCGUUUCCUUUGCACCGACCGUUACCUACGCCGGCCAAGUAUCGACCGGACCCGCCGUAGUUUCCCACAAUCCCCACGAUCAGUUCAACUUGCAGCUAAACAAACAGACGUCGGGAAACGACAUGCCUGGAUAUCCACGGGUGAACAGCGUACCGCCGCGCUCACUCAAUUGUAAUGGAUAUUCAGGCCAACAAGAAUAUGGCGGCCAAACCACUACCCAAGCUAGUUCGGCAACAACUAACGUGACCAAUGCUAACGGAACAUCCACCAGCACCGGAACUAGUGGUUCCGGAGGGAGCUCUUCAAUGCAUCCACCAGCACAGGUACCACAGUCGCCGAACCGACAAUCCCAGCAGCAGCAACCUCCUCGUCCCAACUCCAACCAGCAGCUGUACGCACACCAAUCUCCUAAUCCCUACAACAGCAGCGGAAACAACAGCUUGCAGCAGUCACCAAAUCACAACAAUGGUGCUAAUAGCGCAAACAACAACAACGUCUACGCGCAGCAAUCGCACAGUGGCAUGCACACUCCUUCGCCCAUGCAAACGCCAGACAAUCAUCAGUCUCCAAACCACCUAAAUAGUAACCAACAACAGCAACAACAAUCCCAGGGCGAUUGGGGAGGCUGGAAUCAACAGCAGCAAUCACCCGACCUGUUCAACCAAUCGGAUCGGGUAAAUUUGAAUUCGCGAAUAAAAACGAUGAUCAUGAACAAAAACGAUCCUAAGGAUGUGAUCGGGGGAUUGCAGCCCACCGGUCAACACAUGACUCAUCUAGGCGUCCAAAGCCCAGUGCUAGGACAAGGGCCGGCUCAACAACAGACCGGUCAUUUUUUAUCGUAUAGCCACCAUCUUCGAGACAGCCUAACGCCUACAACGCUGGCCUCCGGUCAGUCACCGAUUCCGGCCUCAGCAAUGAUGGGCGGCGGAACAGGCAGUGGCAGUAACAGUACUUCCAACGAUGGUACUAUCGGAGAUGGUGGCGGUCUGAUCAACAGUAUCAGUAAUAUUGUUGAUCCUAACUGGAAGCAAAGUAGCAAAUCGCCUGGCCUCGGACCAAUGGAGAGCAACGAUCCAGCCGGCAGAGCAGAGCACGAACAUCAUACGCUUAUUGGCGAUCUUCAUCACGGUAGUAAGCAUCAGGGUUUUGAGCAGAAGCAGCAACUAAUCGACAAGAGUAAUACCGAUCCCGGAGGUGGUGGUCUGCAUCACGACUCCGGUGGCGGCGGCGGCGGCGGACAUGAUAGCAAACAUAAGCCGAAUUCCUCCAAAUCGUCGUCUUCAUCAUCGUCCUCCUCCAAGUCUAAGAGCGGUAGCCAUAAGAGUAGCGAUAAGCAUAGCAAAUCGAAAAACAAUCAUCAUCUCGACAUGAAUCAACAGAUAGACUCUAACAAAUCUUCCAGUAAUCUUAAUAGCUAUUCGAGUAGUAGUUUUAUGAACGACCAUCACUCGUCGUCAUCUUCGUCGUCGCCGUAUCCGAAUCUUAAUCAAACAUAUCCAGCAUCCAAUCACAGCAGUAGUAGUAGUAAUGCAACAUCACUAGUGCUUGGUGGCUACUCAAGCCACCUGGACAGUAAACUAGAUGACAAAAGCCCGCUAAACCGUUUCCGUCAUGACAACUUGAACAGUGGCUUCAACCCACACCUCCCACAUCAUCAACAAACGUCUCACAUGCACAGCGGAGCAUUCCAUCAUCCACAAACCGCUGGCAGCGGUAGUUCCUCCAGUUACAAUCUAAUGAAUGUAAAAAAAGAGCCUGGAUUACUCGAGGACGUCGGGCAGCCGGCGAAAUUCGACGGCUACGAAAAGAACUACCAGAAUUUCAUUCGUUACGGGGAUUAUGGUGACGCCGGUCAACCACCACAAUCUCAAGCUCAGCACACCAGUUCUGGUCUCUCUGGUUCAACCAAAUCCGAGUACAAUAGCUACUACUCGCCCUAUGGAAGCUAUCCAGGGUACCAGAACUAUCCCAAUUAUCACAACCAGAACUUUAACAGCACUUCCACUGGCAGCACGCUUCCUCCAACACCAGAGCUGAGUACACCAUUGCCAGCAAUAACUACUCCGGUAGCUCAUCAAACCAAUUUCGAACAGCAGAUUCCUGCCCACACGUAUCCAAUUCCAAAAAACAGUAGCUUACCGCAAGCAGAUAUUCCCAUCAAGCUGGAAACCGAGGAUAGCUCAUAUCUCAAUCCCAGCGCCAACAGUGGAUCAUCGUUGGGUGAUCCGGUUCCUACAACGCCAACAACGGCAACGAAUAAUGUUCCACCGGCCACAUCCGAACCGGAGCCUCCUCCUGUGACCAACGCUGCAGCACCUGCGGCUGCCACACCAGCAACAAGCAAAUCCAAGAAAUCUGACAAAAAGGACAAAGCCAACAAGGACUCUUCCGCAGACGGGGAGAUCAAAACCGAACCCGGCAGCAACAGCGGCGGCGGUGGAAGUAGUAAAUCCAGCAAAAAGAAGGAAUCAAAGGGCUCGAAAAAAGAACAGGAAGCCGCCGCUGCCAAGCAGGCUGAGGACGAGAAGUUGGAAAAGGCCCACAAACCUGAGGCACCGGAUUGCGACUGUUUUGCGUCGUCCGACACCAAACCGCCGUCCGAACCGGGAAGCUAUUAUACCCAUCUAGGCUGUGCAUCGUCUUUGGAGGAACUGCGUCGAGAAACGGAAACUCGAGUCGGUCUCUCCGGCAAGCAACUGCGGAUAGAGAAAGUAGUGUAUACUGGCAAGGAGGGCAAAUCUAGCCAAGGUUGUCCGAUUUCAAAAUGGGUUAUCCGCCGGGUUGAUCCCGAAGAAAAGCUGCUCUUCAUUGUGAAGCGAAGACAAGGGCAUCGAUGCAAGGCGUCCUUCAUUGUGAUAUGUAUCGUAGUCUGGGACGGUAUUCCGACACAGGAAGCCGAUAGCGUGUACCGAAUGCUGGCAGUCAAACUGAACAAAUACGGUCUUCCAACGGUUCGUCGCUGUGCGACGAAUGAGAACCGAACGUGCGCCUGUCAAGGUCUCGAUCCGGAAACGUGCGGCGUAUCCUACAGCUUCGGCUGCAGUUGGUCAAUGUACUAUAAUGGUUGCAAGUAUGCGCGAUCCAAAACGGUACGUAAGUUCCGUCUGUCAGUCAAGAAUGAAGAAGCGGAGAUCGAGGAACGUAUGAACAUUUUGGCGACAAUGUUGAGUCCACUGUAUGUUACGGUAGCCCCGCAGGCGUUCCAGAACCAAGUGCAAUAUGAGAGGGAAGCCCCUGACUGUAGGCUGGGCCUGAAACCCGGGAAACCCUUCUCAGGUGUCACGUGCUGUUUGGAUUUUUGCGCCCACACACACCGAGAUCUGCACAAUAUGCAGGAUGGCUGCACGGUGCAAGUUACGCUGCUUAAGCCGUUACCUCCUGGCGUCAAAAGUGACGAUGAACAACUGCAUGUCCUGCCGCUCUACACCAUGGACACGACCGAUGAAUUCGACAGUGAGGAAGGCCAGAAAAAGAAGGCCAAGAGUGGAGCUGUGCAAGUGCUGGAGAAAUUUCCAACUGAAGUUCGCGUGAGAUCUACUCCUCUUCAGCCUUGUCGACGUCACGGAAAGAAACGUGGUAACGGUAAGGAUGAGAAGGCCAAAGAUGGUGACAAUUCCAACAAUGAAGAAUCAGUUCCGGAGACGCCUCCACCUCCACCUCCGCCGACGAAAAAAGAAAGUAAAUCCAAAAGCAAGAAAGGUUCCUCCAGCUCAGGCAACAAUAGUAACAGUACUACCAGUGGUAACGCCAAUAACAGCAACCAAAAUAGUCAGAGUUCUUCAGGUUCUGGGUCACCAAGGUCGCACACGCCCGGCAACAAUAGUUCAAAAUCCAGCAGCAGCGGCGGAAAUGGUUCCAAUAACGGGGAGCUCAGUGAUAAGACGGGUAGCGGUCAGCUACCCCCAACUGGAAAUAAUGGAUCAACCAGUGCAUUCACGGCGCCAAACACCAUCAAUUCGCCAAACAAUGCUGGUAACACGAAUAGCACUCUCGUCGAUAUGGCAUCUAUGAUCGACAACUUUACAGAUGCCCAACUACAGUCGAACCAGAUAUCUAGCACGGUACUGGAUUCACCGUAUAGCUAUGAUUACAACACUGGGCAAUACAUCGACAACCGUCAAUACUACAACAACUGGCCGACGGAUUACUACGGCAAUCGAACCGAUCCGAACAAGAUGCUGGGUCGUAACGAAGAAAUUCCAGACACCACAACUCGACCUGGCAGUAACAGCAGUAAUUCAGCAUUCAGUCCAAGUAUUCCGGAUCCAACUAAGACGCCAACUCCGAUCCAUAUGGAUGACUACAGCACUACUAAACUUAGUCAACAGCAGAGCCAAAACACGUACCACACGCUGCAACAGCCCGAACAAGGUUUUGUCAAACCCAAACCACCAGACUACAAUCCCGGCUAUGGCUAUCAUCCCAACACACCGAUGAGCUAUGGUUACCAUCCACCGUACACUCCGUACGACCCCUACCAGAACUACAACUACGGCUAUCCGCCACAAACCUACCAUCCAACAUAUCACAACAUGUACUCAGCUACACAGACACAGUUGCCUGGAACUGGGCCUGCUCCACCACCGCCUCCAACGGCCGUCAUCCCCGCACCUCCUCCACCCUCUAACUGGAACCUUUAUCCUCCACAUCCACAUCAUCAGACACAUAUCCCGCCAAGCACACCAUCACAGCUACACGCGCCACAUCAACCACAUCUCGGACCAAAACAGCAAGAUCUUCCGCCGGUCAUGCAGCAAGCUCCGCAACCACCAGCCCCUCCACCACCACCGAAGGAAACGCUUGGUGAGGUGACCGAAACGAAUGAGAAUGUUGACUGCUUCGAGGACCCACAGAUGGGCGGUGUGGCGAUUGCUUUACCACAUGGCAGUGUCGUCAUUGAAUGCGCCAAGCUGGAGAUGCACUCCACAACUGCGCUGAAAAAACCCAAUCGACUGAACCCCACACGAAUGACACUCAUCUUUUACCAGCAUCGGAACCUGAAUCGACCAAAACACGGUAUCGCCGAGUGGGCGGAGAAAAUGCGACUGAAAAAGUUAGGCGUAGCCACCAACGAUCCGAUCGAUGACAAGGACAUGCUGCUGAUGCAGGAAGACGAUAUCAAAGCGGAACCGCUGGAUGAUCUGCAUCACAUGCGGCACAUGGGAGAGGAACACGACUUAAUGGACGUUGAGUACUCGGGAGUCUAGUGGUGAGAGAAAAAUCUGCCGCCAGGUCGACCGCUGGAUGAGCAGAUUACCACACGUACUACCAGCCAUCAGAGCCAGUCACCGUCAACAAUGGUAUCCGGCUUGUUGACGCCGGUGUCAACGUCAUCGUUGUCAUCGUCGCUACCAUCGGUUCCACUGAGGUCGCAACCAUUGUUGCUACCGAAUGCGGCCAGCGCCACUCGGUCGUACCACCAGCAGUCACAGCUGCCGCAUCAGUGGCUUCCGACAGGGCUGCAAAGUCAACCGCAUGAAAGACAUGAUCCUAGCCAAUACUACUACUAUUACUACUACUGAUGACGAUAUGAAUAAGCAUAACUGAACGCUGAUGCUAGUGAAUAACAUGAAAUAGGGAUUCGGAAACCUCCAAAAGUCAAUGUACGUACGCACCGCAGUAUUUAGAACGCAAGAAAAGAAACAAGACAUGAUGCCGAAUUAUUUAAGUUUAGGUCCUAUGUUAUACUAUUCAGUUAAUGUUUCGUUCCUUUGUGAUAAGCACUUCAGUUUAAGUUCCGCUAAACUAUUGCUCAAAACUCUUCUCAAUCGAUUCAGUUCGGUAAGCGAAACCUAAAAUCUCAACAUUAUAUUUUUUUUUUUCAUAGAUCAAAAACAACCAACAAGCGCACCUUCAGGCACAUUAACACAUUAAACAUAAUAGAAAAAAAUAUCAAAGAUACCUUUUGAACAGAAUCAAAUAUUUUAGAGGAAAAAAUAGGAAAUUUAACUAAAAACAAAGUCUAUAUCGAAGCCAAAAGUACAAAAAACAAAUUGUUAACACGCAAAACAAACAAACAAAAACGACUGUUUGAACCACUUUUUACUAUCAGUUUCGUUUCUUUUCUAAAAAAAACUUUAAAAGUACUUGUCUUUUGGACUACUCCUGCAUUACUUUUCUUGAUUUUUUGCUGCUUAUAAGCUAACACGAAUGGUUAUAAGAGAAAAAAAAACAAACUGCUGAUAAUACUACAAGAACUGCUCUCGCUUCAUGAAAGUUUCCAAUUUGCUAACUUUGCUUGUUAAAAAAACUCAACUCGUACACUUUUUGCUAAAACACUAACGUUUUAAACAAGCAUGCUGUUAUAUUUUUGUAAAUAGUACCUAUUGUACCCUAAUUUCAAGCCAACAAUCUCACACGAACACACACACAUAUAUACUAAAUACGGCUCCUACAGCGUGUGAUUCCAGUGUGGUCUGAGAGAUCGUUCGUGAAAAGCAAACAAACACACACACACACAUGCAUUAAUGUUUAAGUCUUUUUCCUCUAUCUAGUAAGCCGAAGCUCGAUGAUUGCUGAAAAACGUAAAUCAUCUCUUAGUUUUAAUCGUUUUUACAUAAAUUCUGCACUUUCCUAUCAUAUUUUCCCCAAAACAUGUCUAGUUUAUUAGGUUCAGCGAAAUGGCGCAGAAUAACCGAAUGCACAUAUACAUUCAAAUAAGCGAACAAAAGAAAUUUCAAAGAAGAAAAAGUAUUAGUAUUUUAAUUAGUGUAGUUUUUUAUUUUGUUUUCUGGUAUUUUCGUAGUCUUUUUAUUAACAUUUUUUAUCAUUGAUCGUUUUUUCUCAUUUUCUAAUGAUGAAUUGAAACAAGUAAAAGACAUCAGCCGUAACUCGAAUCAGUUUUAUCAAAUAAACAAACUGAACAAAAACAUAGUAAGCUAGUGUUUCUGUUUUUCUUCUUUCUCUAAUGAAAAAGAAUCAAAUCAUCAUUUAUUUAAUCCUUUUAUUUAACUAUUUAUUGUGCAGUGAGGUCACAUAAUCAAAGACAAGCACACACACAUACAUGCAAACACAACUGCAUACAUACAUAUAUGCAAAAGUGAAUCUAUUCAAUGAAAAGUAAAAUGAACAAACACACUUAAGCGUAGAAAAGUAAAAGAUUAAAUUGUCAUUAAAUUAUGCAUUAGUUUUAGGGAUGAUUUUUUUGGUGUCCAAAAACGACCCAUCUGGUAUAAUCUUAAGUUUUAGUUAACAUCCGGAGCGUAACAAAAUAAAAGCGGACAUUUUGUGCGCAGAUUGCUUGGCCAUAACAAAAAGAAAACGCAGCAAAGAAGAAGGGUUAUAAGCAAGCCGAAAGCAUCUUUUUGUUCAUCUUCGUUAUCUUACACACUAGUUUUAAUCAGCCCCAAAAGAUAAUGAAAACCAAUAUAGUAGCUGUAAAAAACGUAGGAAUGUUAUUAAGUAAAACAAACAAAAAUGCAAAAAAAAAGAAGAAUGAGCGAAAUGUGCGGAAAGAUGUUGUCGUAGAAGCAAGAAAGAAGACAAAUUUGCCAUAUUGAUUAAAACAUGAAUAAACAAACAUGAAUAUAUGCGUAAAAUAAGGAAUACUCAACAGCCAGACCCGUGGAAAAUUAUUUUACACAUGAAUAAACUAGUUUUUUUGAAGCAAAGUUGUAGGAUUUGUUUUAUUUUUCCAUUCGUUAGUUUUUUAAAUUUUCUUUUAAGUUCAAUUUGAAAGAAAACAACACCCAAUAAAUUUUUACCCUUGAGUUUUUUUGGUUUCUUCGGUUUUUUUUUCAGAAAAACAGAAUUCCCCAAGAGAUUUUCUCCAAUAAACAUAAAAACAGCUUCCUUUAGGACGUUAUCAAUCAAUCUUACGCGACAAAAGAAUCGUAGUAUUUGUGCUGAUUUAUUGUAAACAGUUCUAUACAUAUACUGUAACCGCAAGCUGCAUAUGUGUUUAUUUUCUCAAACGUACUACAAGCAAAGUUCGUCAAAAGAUGCCAUAUUUUAAUGUAAAUUAUUGUUUAACAAAAACGUGGAUAAAAAUCAUUUAGACGCUGUAGAAUGAGAUAGGUAUAUACAUAUAUUUUUCAGGAAACCCAAGACAAAAUCGAAUGAAAAUAAAGCAAAAGACGCUAGAUAUUGUGAAAGAAAAUAAAAUACGUAUUGAUAACGAGAUAGGUUUGUAGAUUUUAAAGACUACUUUCCCUCAAUAACUAGUUGUAGACGCCGUCUAGGUAUAAGUAAGCAAGCAUCCAUUCUCUCCCAAAAAGAUGUUAGUUUGUAGACCUCAACUUAUGGAAUAUCUUGGGAGUUUUUGCAUUAUUUCUGUUUAUUUUCAUCAUUUUAUUCUAACACCUGCAGAAAACAUAAUCGAAUAAACUCAGAUGCUUAGAAGAAAUGAGCGAACUCUAUGAAACUAUUUACCAAUUAUGCAAAAAAUUACAUGUAUAUGCAAUGCCAAAACGGAGAGCAUGUUAUGUAAAAUUAUCUCUCAAGACGUAUAUUUUGUAGCAAUUAAAAGCAAUCACGAAAAAUAUAUGGAAACAAUGAGAAAUAAACAUAAAAAUGACAUGAAGAAACGAGUGUGAAAGAUCAAAAAAUCAAAUUGAAACGUCCUUUCCGCACGAAACAAUAAUUUCUUAAAGCGAGAAGAGAAGAUGAUAGGACAAACACUGACAUCUACCAACAACACCUACUCACACAUUCAGAAUGAUCUCAUAUCAUUAGUAAAGCAAGCGGGAACGAAUAUCGGCGACUGUUCUCGUCUAUUCGACUGUUCGAAUUCGAAUUCAAAUACAUAAAUGCAAAUGAAAACGACUUCAUUCAGUUCUUCUCGUUUCCAGUUCAAGUAGUAAGCAAACAUUAAAACAAACAUCCUAUUACAAGUAAAGUAAAUAAAUAUGUGAAGAAUAAACAAAGCAAAACCAUACUGCUCACACGGAUCAACUAACUCAAUCCAGAAAAACUGACGAGAGGAAAGUUCGCAAAAGAAAAGCUACUUUUGGAAGGAAAAACCAUUGCCCAAACUAUUGAAUAUUUGGCCGCUUCGCACGAACGCGAACUAGAAAUAUAUAUUGUGAGACACAUGGAAGAUUUACGUUGAACAAUGGAAAAAGAGCAGUCAAGACACGAGUAAAACAAUGAUACUAAUAAUUUAAAAGCAAAAAAAACUAGAAGGUCAGAAAUAUUAUACACGCAUAGGCGACAGUGGUGCAAAACGCGCAAGUGACGAAGUGAAACGGAAAAUAAGCAAGAAGAAACAAACAAUUAUUAUUAUGAACAUUAUUAUUAAAAUUAUUAUAUAUUCUUAUUAUAUUUAGUGGAGAAAAAUUAUGAAAGUGAUUUUUGAGACAUUAAGAAAAUAAAAAAAAAAACAUUGUAUAAAAUAA
Molecule: messenger RNA, 13349 nt
Organism: Wyeomyia smithii (pitcher-plant mosquito)
Lineage: Eukaryota; Metazoa; Arthropoda; Insecta; Diptera; Culicidae
Gene: Tet
Product: methylcytosine dioxygenase TET
Exons: 15
Coding region: 1773-9221 (2482 amino acids)
Biological process (GO): oxidative demethylation; positive regulation of transcription by RNA polymerase II
Cellular component (GO): nucleus
Molecular function (GO): zinc ion binding; DNA 5-methylcytosine dioxygenase activity; DNA binding
Source: RefSeq, a predicted model, not a curated record